Messenger RNA from Leptinotarsa decemlineata (Colorado potato beetle), 1108 nucleotides. RefSeq names its product 15-hydroxyprostaglandin dehydrogenase [NAD(+)]. Lineage: Eukaryota; Metazoa; Arthropoda; Insecta; Coleoptera; Chrysomelidae. Gene Ontology annotation, cellular component: cytoplasm. Gene Ontology annotation, molecular function: oxidoreductase activity, acting on the CH-OH group of donors, NAD or NADP as acceptor. The record is from RefSeq and is a predicted model, not a curated record.
CAAAUGAAUCAUUAGGUACGAACAUUCUCCGUUAGCUACCAGAGAGUAUCCAUCAAAAUCAGCUGAUAUUGAACGAACAUGGUGUUUGAAAUUCAGGGAAAAUUUGCUCUCAUAACGGGUGGAGCUGCAGGAAUCGGUCUUGCGUAUACAGUAGAACUGCUGAAAAAUGGACUUGGGGGAGUCGUUAUAGCUGACAUAGAUGGUUUGAAAGGAUCUGAGGCGGUUGAUUAUCUCAAUAAAAAAUAUGGUGCAAAUAAGGCAGUUUUCAUCAAAACUGAUGUUACCAAAGCUGAUCAACUGGAAGCUGCUUUCAAAUUGGCAAUUUCGACAUUUAAAAAGUUAGAUCUGGUUAUUAAUAAUGCAGGAAUUAUGAAUGAUGCAAACUGGGAACUGGAAAUUGCAAUCAAUUGUAACGCUGUUGUCCAAGGUUCACUAUUAGGAAUGAAAUACAUGGGAAAAAAUAAUGGUGGUAACGGAGGAGUAAUAGUCAACAUUGCCUCGAUUCUAGGACUUCAGGAAUUGGAUGGGUGUCCUAUUUAUGUUGGUACUAAGCACUUCGUGGUAGGACUCAAUAGAUCAUUCGGAACACCUUAUUAUUUCAACUUGACAGGAAUUAAAUUCCUUACCAUGUGCCCUGGAGUGACCGAUACUCCCUUAAUUUCAGAGGCAUCGAAGUUUGCUCUACAAGGAUAUCCAGAUAUUGGAAAAGUGUUAGCUGAAGGACUUGGUUCUCUACCAGAGCAAAGACCUGAACACGUAGCAAUUGGAAUGCUCAAGCUCAUUACUGAAGGAGAAAAUGGAAGCGUUUGGGUUGCCGAAGGUGGAAAGCCUAUCUAUGAAGUGCAAAUUCCCGAGAGAACAUCACUACGAAAAAACUGAUUUCUAUUGGCAUAUGAAUUAUCUUAAUGUUUUCCACUGAUCUUCAGGAAUCAACAAUAACUCUUGAUUCAGUGCGGAAAGUGACUUUUAAUAGUAUCUUGCUUAAUAUCCAUCAUUAAAUAUUUUAAUGACGAGCAUUUAUUUGAAUCAACGAUUGGUUAGAAUAUGUUAGAAAAAUAGGCAAACAAGUUAUUUGUAGGUAUGAACAAUAAAAUUAAUCGCAUGAUGA